AUGGGUGAACUCUGCGACAUCGGCAACUAUCGCCAAAUCUGCUUGGUGUAUUUCGUCUACCAACUUUUCACUCCAGUCACCCUAAACGGGAUUGGCCAAACACUGGACGAAGGAUUGCCAUAUGGAAGCAGUAAUGGAACUCCUGGAGAGUCAAGAGUCACUACUCAGCAAACAAUGAUUCUUCGUGAUCUGUAUAAAAAUUUCACAAAAAACAUAUCACCAUCCCACAAAGGCAUUAAUAUCAAUGUGAAAAGAGUGAGUGUACAUACAUAUCGACGGAUAAAAGGAACCCGAUCGAUGCGAUUGGAGCCAAGCCACAUGCACGAGGCCACGCCACCACUGAACAAGGUGACGAUAGCAGCACCCAGCAAUGACUGGAAGCAAAUGACCGAGCCGCAUAAGACGUGGGGUUGA
Angiostrongylus costaricensis is the source of this 414-nucleotide messenger RNA. Lineage: Eukaryota; Metazoa; Nematoda; Chromadorea; Rhabditida; Metastrongylidae. The record is from the annotation of a GenBank genome assembly.